CUUCCAUGACUAGCUGGGCUUGUUAGUGCUCACGCCCGUACCUGUUCUCCAGUACUGGGACCGAAACACCUGUCAGACAGAGAAAGACUUCCCCUCUGCUCACAGCAGCCACACUAUCAGACUUUCGACUGAGCUGCGUGGACGACGUUGCUGUGCUGGAUAUCAAGUGAAAGCAGGUAGGGUUCGCUCUGGCUGGCAGGUGGCCUGUGAAGAAAACAAAAGAAAGAAGACAGCAAAACCCAUAGGACAAGCAUGUCAAGAGAGGGGGAUAAAGCAGCUGUGUUCCGCACCACCAAAGUGCGGACCAGGCUGAAGGGAGACUGCAGCUGGAUGCAGCCCCGCAAUGAACCUCAGGCUGAAACCACGGAGGAGAAACCAUGGGUAGCAGAAGUAAGGGCCAGACGUUUGAACGGAGCCCCUAUUGAGACCAGUCCAGUGUCCUCACCGACAGAAACCACUCCACCACCCACCAAGACAGAUACUGAAAGAGCACCAACAUCAGGAUUCCUGAUCAGAGGCAUUUUCACUAAACUAGACAAGCCUGCUUCAACCUCAACAUCUAACGGCUUAAGCAAAACAACACAAUUCACAAAAAAACCUUCAGAGACCUACAAGAAAAUAGCUCCCUACACUGUGAGGUCCACUUUGGAGAACAAGGAGGGCCAGCUUAGCAACGAGGAGCAGGAGAAACGGACAGAGGCAGCCAGCAGUGUUCUGAAGAAAUCUGCAGUCAGGCACCGGUCUUAUGUACUUUCUGCUGCUAAGAAAUACGAGUCUCAAGAAAAAGCACUUGACACUUCACCAGUCAACAACAUUCAAUCAUUUGUGGCUAAAAGGGUGGAGAUUACCGAUGAUGAUGAGAGUGCUGCGACUCCAGCACCUGCCAGCACUCCGCCCCCCUCCUUCCCCGUCGUCCCUGUCACAUCUGUUGCCUCUGCGCCUCAGCCCCGACCGCGGAAAAUAGUCGAAACCAGCGUUAAGACAGCUGUUGAUGUCGCUGUUGAUGAGCCGGUGGCACCAAAGGUGGAGGAGGAGGAGGAGGAGGAGGAGGAGGAGGAGGAGGAGGAGGCGGCGGCGGCGGCGGCGGCUGUACCACAGCCUGUGAAAGAAGACCCCCCUCUAGUGUCUGUUACAGAAAAAGACCCAUUUGAAGACAUGAUACCAGGUUGCACCAAGGUGGCCACUCCUCUCCCUGAACUCAUCCCUGAGUCUGUUAAAGCAGUUUGUAAAGAGCCAGAACCUGAAGAUUCAGAAGCUGACACACCUUUGGUUGAUCUCGCCCCAGCGUUACCAACCCCAGCAUCACCUACUCUAGCAUCCCUUGCUUCGGCUUCAGCUGUCCCACAAUCACCUGCCCCAGUGUCUCUUACUCCACUGUCUCCUCUACCACUGUCUCCUGCCCCUGUGUCAGCUGUCCCACAAUCACCUGCCCUGGUGUCUCUUACUCCACUGUCUCCUACACCACUGUCUCCUGCCCCUGUGUCACCUGUCCCACAAUCACCUGCCCCGGUGUCUCUUACUCCACUGUCUCCUACACCACUGUCUCCUGCCCCUGUGUCACCUGUCCCACUUUCACUGGCACCAGUGGCUGCUGUAACAGAGAUAGCAGUGAAGACUGAACCAGAACCAGAACCAUCUCCAAAGCCAAGCUCCAGUGUUGACACGCUCACCACUUUGUCUGACACUCUCAUUUCUUUCGACACAAGUUCAACCAGCUUUAAGGAUGAUGAGCCAGUACUGGCAGAGGAAGAGGGGAGCUCAGCGGACAGUCGCACCACAGAGAAUAGUGUUGAACAGGAGCCAGCUCCUGAGCCCAGCAACUGUGUACCAAUGACAGAUGAUCUCCUGGCUCUCUGUGAUGGUCCAGAGGCGUCUGCAGAGCCGGUUCCCCCCAGCCCAGGACGCUGGAGUCAGGAUCUGCUUAGCGGACUAGACAGUGAGUCAAACCCAGCAAAGACCAGUGGCACCCUGGAUCUCCUAGCUAAUGAUGUCAUCGUAAUCAACACAGAGGCACGCAGCCUCAGCAUGCAGCGAGAGGAGGAGAAGCAGACAGAUGAGACAGCCAAAGAAACACAAAGCCCCACAGAGACAGUCACUAUAACCACCAAAACUGUGAUCAUUUCUGACAAAAGUGAGGAGGACAUUGCAGAUCCCUGGAGCUCACGUGCAACAACCACAGUCACUGAAGCAAGCUCGGCUGAUCCGUUUGAUCCAUAUCCGAUAGGGACCACAUCCCCUAACAGCUCCUCUGACCUGCUCCAGCCCCUCUCAGAUAUUUCCAUCAACAGUUCGUCAUAUACUUACAUGGAGAAAAAAGAUCCAGUUCCAGCAACCAGUGUGCGCUUCGACAGUACGAGCAAUAAUGCAUUGGAAUCCCUUGCAGACGACGUCAUCCCUAUAAACACUGACACAAGCACUCAGCGGUCAUGGGCACACACAUGGGAAACCAGAACACCUCGGCAGACUAACACAGAUGAGAGUCAAGCAGCUGAACCAGAAGGCACAUCUGAAGCAGCAGAUCAAAAUAUGGUGGUCAAGUUUGAGAGAAAGUCCACUGACAAUGACUCCCCGUGGGACAGGUGGACAUCACCCACUGUUUAUACUAUCACUACCAGUACAGACGAAGAGGAGGAGGGAGAGGAGGAAAGCCCCGAGGAUACACAGACACAGACGGUCACAACCAUCACCACUAUCAGGGAGAUGCACAGUGAGCCAGAGCCUGCUAUGGAUCGGACUGUGACGGAAGAAGACCAGCGUGUCCAAACACCAGAACUUGAGGCAAAAAAGCCGUUUGUGUACGUGAAGGAGUAUGUCAAUGCAACAGAGCUGUCCUUGCAUAAUGCCAGAGACACGAUCGAUGGUGGGUCAGAUUUGACAUCAAGCUACACCAGUUACUCGUACAGCAGCCCAUCCACUUACUUCAGUGGCUCACUGUCAUCCACAUGUACAUACUGCGGAGAGCUGGUGGGCAAUGAUGCCAAGAUCUCCAUUGAGCACCUCAAUAUCAACUGCCACCCUGCCUGCUUCAAGUGUGCUGUGUGUAGUAAGCCAAUGGGAGACCUUCUCGACAGUAUGUUCCUACAUGGUGGGAAAGUCAACUGUGAGAGCUGCUACUCCAAAGCCUUCGAGUGAUUAUUGAAGCUCUUCAGCAGCCUCUUAUCCUCACCCCCUUCCCCUCAUGCUCAUUUGCAUAUAAAGUGAGAACUGGUCUUUCAAAAAGUUUAGACUGUAUCCGGUUUGAACUGAAUGAUGUGGUUUAGGGUGACCAAAGAGGCAUGUUUUAGUGAACAAUAUGACUACUUAAUGUUGAUCCUUGCAUCAGGUUAAAUUUCUAAUUUCUCGAACAUAUUAUACAAGCUUGUGUUUUUUUUUUUGGGUGGUGAAAGCUAUAUCUGCCUCAGUAAACUAUGAAGGAAAUGUCUGUAGAGCAACUGUGAACAGACUAAUGGGCAGUGGGGUAAGCUAUGAUAAUUUAGCAACAAUAGUUAUGCAAGAAAAUGACUUUAUUACAAAAUGUUAUUUUGCUCUUCUUGAUACAAAAUAGUGUGUUCACAUGUAUGAUGAUUUGUUAAGAAAAUAAAAUGAUUUAUAUAA
Dicentrarchus labrax (European seabass) is the source of this 3594-nucleotide messenger RNA. It is a transcript of the gene znf185, whose product is annotated as zinc finger protein 185 with LIM domain. The record is from RefSeq and is a predicted model, not a curated record. Lineage: Eukaryota; Metazoa; Chordata; Actinopteri; Moronidae. The transcript is spliced from 34 exons. The coding region runs from base 253 to 3132 and encodes 959 amino acids.